AUGCAAAAUACAACAGAAGCAACAGCACAGAAACAAGCUCAAAUAACAGCUGAAUUAGCUGCUAAUCUUAUCGUUGAACGAACAGGUUUAGCAACAACAACAUCAAUAACAACAGCACCUGGUAGUGCAAUAACAAAAACUUCUUCUUCGGUUCGUGAUCCGAUAGAUCGAUUAGAAAAGCUUCUUUUGGAAUAUUUACACCAAUGUACGAAACAUGUUAAAACGAUGACUGAUAAUCGUAUACAAUUAUGUAAAGCUCAAUCUGAAGAAUUCAAAGCUUUAGAAGACUUCAAGCAGAUUGCAAGUCCUGCUCAAUGGAAUAUUCAUUAUGUAUUAAAAUCGAAAGUUAAACUUUGUUCAAUUAAAAAGAAAAAUUAUUGUACAGCUACAAAACAGGUAGAAUAUGAUUUAUUACCAAAAUUUAUUGAAAAAGUUGAUCCAACAUGGAAAAUUGACGAAUCUGUCGUUGAUCGGCAAGAUGCACAAGGAACUUACGAUUAUGUACGUCAAAUGGUAAAAAAUUUUCGUACUCAACUAAUGACAACAUAUAUUCAAUCGUUAGCUCAUGAAUAUGAAAUACUUUCCGAUGAGAUCAAACGUUUGGUUGAAGGCAUGCCUCAAGAUAAUGAUGAUGGAUUCGAUGCUGAACCUGGCUAUGCCGCAUUUAAACAAUACCAUGAUCGACGUGAAAAACGAUUAAAUUUAGAAAUCGAAAAAUCGCUUUAUUUUUUAGAAGAAAAGCGAGUCGAGGGCAACUCCAAAGAUCAAAAGGAAAUUACAACAAUAGAAGAAGAAAUAAUAGCCCCGACUCCUGUUCGACAAUUACCAGAGGACUUUUGGGUCCCGCAAUAA
Molecule: messenger RNA, 852 nt
Organism: Rotaria socialis
Lineage: Eukaryota; Metazoa; Rotifera; Eurotatoria; Philodinida; Philodinidae
Source: the annotation of a GenBank genome assembly